Monosiga brevicollis MX1 is the source of this 855-nucleotide messenger RNA. RefSeq lists its product as uncharacterized. Gene Ontology annotation, cellular component: cytosol; Golgi cisterna; trans-Golgi network. The transcript has 2 exons. Lineage: Eukaryota; Choanoflagellata; Craspedida; Salpingoecidae. The coding region runs from base 1 to 855 and encodes 284 amino acids. Gene Ontology annotation, molecular function: phosphatidylinositol-4-phosphate binding. The record is from RefSeq and is a predicted model, not a curated record. Gene Ontology annotation, biological process: Golgi vesicle budding; Golgi organization; Golgi to plasma membrane protein transport.
AUGGAGCGCACCAUGGUUCAGCGCCGCCAUGCGGCAGCCUCGCGUGCGCGAGAUGACGAUGUCAGCGCGGCCGCAGGUCCGGAGGACGACAACGAGGGCUACGAAGACGAUUCCUCAAAGUAUUCCCGCCUCACUCUCAUGGAGGAGGUUCUCCUGCUCGGUAUCAAGGACCGGGAAGGCUACACCUCCUUCUGGAAUGACUGCAUCUCCUCGGGCUUGCGAGGUUGCAUGCUCAUUGAGCUCGGACUGCGCAGCAAGAUUGGCCUCGAAGACAUGGGUCGCCGCAAACGUAGCAUUACCGCUCGCAAAGUCGUCCCGCUCCCAAAGGGCGAACGCAACACGGGCGAUGUGAUUCUUGACGAGGCACUCAAACACAUCAAGACUACGGAUCCCGGCGAAACGGUGCAGGAUUGGAUCGAGUUGCUGAGUGGCGAAACGUGGAAUCCUCUGAAGCUCAAGUACCAGCUGCGCAACGUACGCGAACGCCUAGCAAAGAAUCUGGUGGAGAAGGGCGUGCUCACAACCGAGAAGCAAAACUUCUUGCUCUUUGACAUGACCACCCACCCGGUCACCGACGCGGCCAUCAAGGAGCGCGUCGUGAAAAAGGUGCAGGAUGCCGUCUUGUCGCGGUGGCAAAAUGACCCCAACCGCAUGGACAAGCGCACCCUCGCCCUUUUGUACAUGGCCCACGCCUCGGAUGUCCUGGAGAAUGCCUUCUCGCCCCUUUCGGAUGAUGAUUAUGAGCUGGCCAUGCGUCGCGUCCGGGAGCUGUUGGACGCUGACCCCGAGACAGAGGCUGCCAAGCCCAACGCGUCGGAAGUCAUGUGGGCGGUUGUUGCUGCCUUCUUGAGGUGA